AUGUCGUCCGAUAACAAGCCAGAUGAGCCAGUGGCACCCGCCGGCAGCAAGCAGGAGGAUCGCUAUGCCACCAAGUUUGCGUUUGUCAACGACCAGAGCCCGCAGGACUCGCGCAGCCAUGCCAUGCGGGAAUACUGGAGGCAGCGCCGGCGGACAAAAAGCGAUGUCGCGGGCUCGUCCAGCUCAUCCUCUUCCGUGACGACCCCGCAGACUGUUCGCCCUUUGACGCUGCGGCCCGGUCUCAGCAGCGCCUCGAGCAGCACCGGCACCAUGACGCGUGCCAGCAGCAGGAAAUCAAACUCGUCCAGAUCACCGAAAAAGGCCCCGGAACCACUCAAACAGGCGGGGAUUCCGGCACAGAUGCUGUCCGGGAUGAACCUCGCCAUCGGAAACUGUCGCCUGGACCCCUUUGAUCAGUUCCCCGUUAAGCUCACCGCGCAGCAUCAUAAGCUCAUCCUGCAUUGGCUGACCAUGUACGCGAACAUGACUUUCGGCGACAGUUCCAAAGCAAGGUUCAACCCGCUGCGGGAUGUCUUUUUCCCACUGGAUCUCUCCAAUGCCGCGGCUUUUAAUGCCGUCAUGGCGCAGUCCGCGGCGCACCUAGCACGCAUGCAGGGGCGCAUGCGAUCAACCGAGGCCCUACAGUUCAAGGCGGAAGCUAUCCGCAUCUUGUCCGAGUGGAUGGCCGACGAGAAAAAGGCCUUGAGCGACGACGUCCUAGCUGCUAUAUCCAGAAUCCUGGCUUAUGAGAGAUACUGGGGCACCGAGGCCGAAUGGCUUGUUCACAGAGCUGGUUUACAGCGACUCAUUGACCAGCGUGGCGGUGUCAAAGCCCUCCAAAACAACUGGAGGCUCGAAUUGACCAUUUACUUAAUCAGCCUUAUGUCAAAGCCGUCCUGGUUUGACAGCUCCAAUCAGCUCUGGGAGAUAUCCGACUCGUCCAUGUCGACCGGCCCCCAUCCUUUCCUUGGCAGCGAGGACGCCCUCCCUCGCAUUCGAUCCCUCUGGCUCAUCUCCUUCAUCCAGGACACGCGCACGCUGAUGAACAAUUGGCUUGAACUCUAUAUCAGCGGCAUCACCAAAUACACUGCGUUGCAGCAAGCCGUGGCCACACUGCAUGCUGCUGUGCCUGCCUAUUCAGAUUUGACCGAAGGUCAACGGUUUGACAAGCAAGAUUAUACCCGACUUGCAUGCAUUCUGUUCAUUGUCAUCAUGAUCCAAUCUUCUACGAGCAUUCUGACGCAAGAAGCAUCGGGCAGCCAGUUCCCGCAAGCCACAGUAUCGCUGGAUCGAAUUGCAGAGCUAGAUGCCUUCCUUCUCGCGCGGGAGCCACAAUGGACCGUGUCCAUUGACGAGCUCUACAACACUCUAUAUCAUGAUUUCUCAUCGACAACUGAAAAUGCUCAUAUUACCGGAUACACAUUGCACAUGGCAACGGUCAUGAGCUACAUGUCCCCAGAGACCAGGAGGGGGGUUGAGAAAACGCUCUUGCAUAUUCUCCCGCACAUACCAGCACAAGGGUGGCAGGAUGACAAUGAGUGGACACCUGACGCACUACUUUCGUCCAUUUACGGAGAUUAA
Messenger RNA from Cordyceps fumosorosea ARSEF 2679, 1581 nucleotides. RefSeq lists its product as hypothetical. The transcript has 4 exons. The coding region runs from base 1 to 1581 and encodes 526 amino acids. NCBI's taxonomy places the organism in Eukaryota, Fungi, Ascomycota, Sordariomycetes, Hypocreales, Cordycipitaceae. The record is from RefSeq and is a predicted model, not a curated record.